GUGGGUGGGUGCGAGCGCGGGGGACCCGUGCGCGCCGCCGCCAUGCGGGAGCGGAGGCCGGCACCGGCCGCCCCGGCACGGUGCAAGCUGGUGCUGGUGGGUGACGUGCAGUGCGGCAAGACGGCCAUGCUGCAGGUGCUGGCCAAGGAUUGCUACCCCGAGACGUACGUGCCCACCGUGUUUGAGAACUACACGGCGUGUCUGGCCAGCGAGGAGCAGCGGGUGGAACUGAGCCUCUGGGACACCUCCGGCUCCCCCUACUAUGACAACGUGCGGCCCCUGUGCUACAGCGACUCGGACGCCGUCCUGCUCUGCUUCGAUGUCAGCCGGCCCGAGACCCUCGACAGCGCCACCAAGAAGUGGAAGACAGAAAUCCUGGAUUAUUGCCCCAACACCCGCGUGCUGCUCAUCGGCUGCAAGACGGACCUGAGGACAGACCUGAGCACGCUGCUGGAGCUCUCGCACCAGAAACAGGCGCCCAUCUCCUACGAGCAGGGCUGCGCGGCCGCCCGGCAGUUGGGAGCCGAGGGUUACCUGGAAUGUUCUGCCUUCACCUCGGAGAAAAGCGUGCACAGCAUCUUCCGGGCCGUGUCCGGGCUGUGCCUGAGCAGCGCCGCCCCGCAGCCGCCCCGCAGCCCCGGCCGCAGCCUCUCCAAGCGCCUCCUGCACCUCCCCAGCCGCUCCGAGCUCAUCUCCUCCACCUUCAAGAAGGAAAAAGCAAAAAGCUGCUCCGUCAUGUGAAGGGGGGAAGGGAAUCACACACACACACACACACACACACACACACACACACACACACAGCCCUUCCCCCUCCCACCAAAUUUGGGAAUUUCCCCCCCAACACACGGAAUGGGGUGGGGAUUGGGAGGUCCCCCCCCUGCUCUAAAGGAGGGUUUGGGGUGCUGCCCUUGCCUGGCAUCACUGCCCUGGGAGGGGGCAUCACCCGGUUCCCAGCUCUGAGGGGGUCCCUGUGAGGUUUGGGGUGCACAAGACCCUGGGGUCAUCAAUCCUGGGGGGUCCCUGUGAGGUUUGGGGCACACAGGACCCUGGGGUCAUCAAUCCUGGGGGGUUUUGGGGUGCUCAGACCUUCAAGGACAUCGACCCUGUGGGGUUUGGGGCACACAGGACCCUGGGGUCAU
This is a messenger RNA of Camarhynchus parvulus, 1139 nucleotides long. RefSeq names its product Rho family GTPase 1 (gene RND1). Lineage: Eukaryota; Metazoa; Chordata; Aves; Passeriformes; Thraupidae. The coding region runs from base 43 to 741 and encodes 232 amino acids. Gene Ontology annotation, biological process: small GTPase-mediated signal transduction. The transcript has 5 exons. Gene Ontology annotation, molecular function: GTPase activity; GTP binding. The record is from RefSeq and is a predicted model, not a curated record.